Eucalyptus grandis is the source of this 1823-nucleotide messenger RNA. Its product is annotated as pectinesterase 2. Bases 55 to 1602 code for a protein of 515 amino acids. Gene Ontology annotation, biological process: cell wall modification. The transcript is spliced from 2 exons. Gene Ontology annotation, molecular function: pectinesterase activity; pectinesterase inhibitor activity. NCBI's taxonomy places the organism in Eukaryota, Viridiplantae, Streptophyta, Magnoliopsida, Myrtales, Myrtaceae. The record is from RefSeq and is a predicted model, not a curated record.
CAAGACUCCUCCUUGCUUCGCUGUCUCGAAUACCAUUAGCACCACAAAACCAAAAUGGGUUCUCAUCAAAAGUUCAUGAUCCUUCUCUUCUUACCUCUAUUGCUAUCUCCAACCAUUUCUGGCUAUUCCUCUAGCGAUGUGAAAGCCUGGUGUAGUAAAAUGCCUUAUCCUCAACCUUGUGAGUACUUCUUGACCCACGACCCGAAGCAAGCUUCCGUCAAGCAAAAAUCCGAUUUCCUCAAGGUUUCGAUGCAACUCGCACUUGAGAGAGCUCAAAUGGCCCAUAGCAACACGCACUCGCUAGGGUCGAAGUGUAGCAAUGAGCGCGAGAAAGCUGUUUGGGCCGACUGCCUCCAGCUGUACGAGCACACUAUUCUUCGUCUAAACAGAACUAUAGUCCACGAUUGCACCCACGAUGAGGCGCAAACUUGGCUCAGCACGGCCUUGACUAAUCUCGAGACGUGUCGAGCUGGGUUCGUCGAAUUAGGGGUAUCCGGCAAUGUAUUGCCUUUGAUGUCAAAUAAUGUCUCCAAGUUGAUUAGCAACACUUUGGCCCUAAACUACGCACCCUACACUACACCUAACUACACAAAGAAAUUCCCCACUUGGGUGAGGCCUGGCGACCGAAAGCUCUUGCAAUCUUCAUCUGCCGUGUCUAAGGCUAACAUCAUUGUGGCCCAAGAUGGUUCAGGGAACUACAAGACAAUUAGUGAAGCCAUAACCGCAGCGUCAAAGAGGUCAGGCACUGCUAGGUAUAUCAUCUAUAUAAAGGCCGGUACUUAUAGUGAAAAUGUUGAAGUUGGAUCGAAAUUGGAGAACAUUAUGUUUGUCGGUGAUGGUAUCGGGAAGACCAUAAUCACCGGAAGCAAAAGCGUUGGCGGAGGCUCUACCACCUUCAAUUCGGCGACUGUUGCUGUCGUUGGUGAUGGAUUCAUUGCACAAGAUAUCACUUUCCGCAACACUGCUGGUGCAGCAAAUCAUCAAGCCGUUGCUUUGCGCUCUGGUUCUGAUCUCUCGGUGUUCUAUAGAUGUGGAUUUGAAGGUUAUCAAGACACUCUCUAUGUUCAUUCAGAGCGUCAAUUUUAUAGAGAGUGUGACAUCUAUGGCACCGUUGACUUCAUCUUUGGGAAUGCAGCUGUUGUGUUGCAAAAUUGCAACAUCUAUGCUAGAAACCCUCCAAACAAGGUUAAUACCGUGACUGCUCAAGGCCGAACUGACCCAAACCAAAAUACUGGCAUCUCUAUCCAUAAUUGCAAGGUUACCGCAGCUUCCGACCUAAAAUCUGUUCAAAGCUCCGUGAAGACAUACCUCGGUAGGCCGUGGCAAGAAUAUUCCAGGACAGUCUUCAUGAAGACUUAUCUUGAUAGCUUGAUUAACUCAGCCGGUUGGAUGGAGUGGGAUGGAAACUUUGCCCUCGACACUCUGUACUAUGGAGAGUAUCUGAACACUGGCCCCGGGUCAUCUACUGCUAGUAGGGUCACAUGGGCAGGUUACCAUGUUAUCACAAGUGCAACCGAGGCUUCUAAGUUCACCGUUGGGAGCUUCAUUGCUGGGGGCUCUUGGUUGCCCGCCACUGGCGUGCCGUACACAUCCGGCCUUUAAGCUUUUUAAAGAACGAAAAUCAGAGGUGGAAUGCAACUCUUGCAGGAGUACAAGGCGCCUCACAAGGAACACAAGUGUUUCUGUCAGAUGCAGCACAUAGAUAAUUAGCAAAAGAUUCUUAUUUAUAGUUCCCAUUCAAUAUAGAUAUCUGAUGUAAUAAAGUGAUCAUGUUGUGAUCCUUUCAUGAUUGUAAUUUCUUAUUCUUUCAAGAUUGUACUUUU